Molecule: messenger RNA, 2753 nt
Organism: Thecamonas trahens ATCC 50062
Lineage: Eukaryota; Apusomonadida; Apusomonadidae
Exons: 1
Coding region: 9-2753 (914 amino acids)
Source: RefSeq, a predicted model, not a curated record
GGUAAAGGAUGUCGUUUGAUGACGACGCGGUACUGAGCGACAUGUCUGGGCUGGACGACCUGGGGCUGAGCGACCAUGACGGGGUGACUAUCGACGUCGCCGAGCUGGGUCUCGACGAUGUGGACGACGACUUGGCGGCGCUGGGGCUCGACGACGACGACGACCUCGAUCUUGGCCUGGAUGAUGAUGAUGAUCUGGGUCUGGACCUGGACCUGAGCGAGGAGCUCGACCUCAGUGCUGACCUCAACCUGAGCGAGGAGCUAGCCGCCAAGGAGGCCGCCUUUGACGACGUCGACGAUCUCUCCGAUCUCUCGGCCGACGACGCUGUUGGCUUUACUGUCGACAUUGCCAACCUCUCCAUCGAUUCUGAUGCGGGCGCACAUGUUGACGAGGCGAAUGCCGAGGCAGAGGCCGAGGCGGAGGCAGAGGCCGCCGCGCAGUCGCAGGCAGAGGCGGAAGCUGCCGCACAGGCCGAGGCUGCCGCGCAGGCAAAGGCUGAGGCCGAGGCUGAGGCCGCCGCGCAGGCGAAGGCAGAGGCAGAGGCAGAGGCCGCCGCGCAGGCGAAGGCAGAGGCCGAGACUGAGGCCGCCGCGCAGGCGAAGGCAGAGGCCGAGGCUGAGGCCGCUGCACAAGCGCAGGCCGAGGCCGAGGCCGCCGCGCAGGCGAAGGCAGAGGCCGAGGCUGAGGCCGCUGCACAAGCGCAGGCCGAGGCCGAGGCCGCCGCGCAGGCGAAGGCAGAGGCCGAGGCCGAGGCCGCUGCACAAGCGCAGGCAAAGGCGGAGGCUGUCGCACAGGCCCAGGCUGAGACAGAGGCCGCCGCACAGGCACAGGCACAGGCAGAGGCGGAGGCCGCCGCACAGGCCCAGGCCCAGGCAGAGGCCGAGGCCGCCGCACAGGCCCAGGCCCAGGCAGAGGCCGAGGCCGCCGCACAGGCCCAGGCCCAGGCAGAGGCGGAGGCCGCCGCACAGGCCCAGGUCCAGACAGAGGUCGAGGCAGAGGCUGCCAACGCCGACGCCACCACAUAUCCCACCCCGCAACACAACCUCUCCCUAGACACAAAGUCCGUCGACGCAUUGGCCGACGCCGAGGUCCAGUCUCAUGCAACCACGCCCCGCUCGCACCGCACCCCGAUCAGUCGCACCCUCUCUGUCGAGGACGACAUGCUCGUUGCCUCGCUUGGUGCGCCGACACCUGCUGCCGCGACCCGGACUCCAUCGCCGGAGCCGCACCCGCUCCAGGAUGCCGCCGAGACCCGCACGCUGGAACAAAAGCCGUCUCCAGUCAUCAACCCGGAGCUCUCGCCGUUUCUCAACUCGUUCAUCGAGUCUCGACGUGAGCGCUCGCCUGCGUCCACCCCGCCGCGCGACCCGGUUGCAUACGUCCAAUCGGCCAAGGCCCUCUCGUCGUCGCCCAACGUCAUCGCAACCAACUCGGAUGAGGCCCUCUCGCCGCAGGCCCGUGCCGCCCGCCGCCGCGCAAAGGCCCGUCUGUACUCGGCCAAAAAGCGCGAGAUCCGGGCCAAGACCGAGCGUGUCGCACGCUCGCGACGUAUUCUCGAGGAGCGUGCUGCCCAGCAGCACGAGCUUGCCGUCAAGUCACACGCCAUCGCCGCCUCGCCGCCUCGCAUCAAGGCUCCGGUCGUCUACUCGGCUGCGUCGCCACUCCGCCCUGCAAACGUCGAUCCUCCACUCAUCCGUUCCGCCAAGGCCCGUGCUGCGCUUCGUGUUCGCCAGCACAACAUUGCUGAAGCCAAGAAGCGCGAGGCCGAGUCCAAGUCUGCUGCCAAGGCUGACGCCGCCUCGGUCCGCGCCCGCCGCGAGGAGCGCCUUGCCCGCCUUGCCGAGUGGGAGAACUUCAAGUCGUCCAUCCGCACAUCGAUGGCAGGCCCGCCCGCCAAUGUCGAGCACUUGGAAGAUGACCAUACCUCUGGCGGCGAGCCGUGCAACGAUGUACCCGCGGCCCAGCUGCGGAUGAACAAGUACGAUGCCACCACAGCCGCAGCUGCCCGGGUCAAGCACGCUGCUCUCAAGGGAGCUAUUCCGCACGCAAUUCUCCACUACGGCUCGCCGACCAAACUCGUGGCUCCGACCUCGCCAUCGGCUAGGCCCGCCGCCGUCCAAGCUGCAACCUCGUCGCCAGCUCUCGACCGGGCCUCGCCGCUUGCCCGUUCGAGGACCCGCCGCCAGCGCGCGCUAGACGCAGCACGCGCUGCAGCUGAUUGCCGCAAAGAGCCGGCCGAUGAGCCGGCCCCGUCGGUCCAGCCACAAGCAGCUCCGGACGCCCUUCUUGCGCCCGCAGACUCCUCUGCUGUCGUUGACUCCACUCACGACAACAACAUUGCCGGAGACGCGUCGUCGUCGACCGCUCCCGACCACACCCCGUCGGCCGGCCCCGCCAAGACAUGGGACGCCUCCGAGCCCAACAACGGCGAGCCGCUCAAGGCCCAUCCAGCCUGGGAGCUGUCCGAGACGGAAGAAUGUGAGCUGAACGCGUCGGCUGUCAACCCGAGCCUGGUCCACCGCUCUGACAUUGCUCCGGUCAACGCCGACGAUCAUGCACUCCCUGCUCAAGCAGACGCCAACAACCCAAAGUGGGAGCUCUCAUCGGACGGAACCCACACCACCGUCGCCAACCAAGAGCCCAGUGACGAUGCUGCGCACGUCUUUGCAGAGACAAACAUUGACCCGCUCAUCACGUCGGCCGACUCCGAGUCCGAGUCCCACCACGGCUUUAACCCGAUGUAUGACUUUUGA